CAGCUAUGACAAAAUCCGAAACCAGUAAGUAACAGCUUUCGCUUUCGUAUCGUAUGAACCAAAAUAAUUUUCGAAGUCUCGAGAAAUCGAAGAAAUCCGAUCAUAUUUUUCCAAACAGCUAUAAAAGGGCAAUCACAUGAUCAUCGUUUUCUCACAAAGCAAAAUAAAAUAAAAUGCUCUGAUUUUGCGAAAUUGGAAGAAUUAUUUUACGUUUGCGAUCGGACGUUUCUCAUCGGGAUCACCGCCGUUUGUUCUUAUUCGGAUCGGAGCGAUUUCUCUCUAAAUUUAAACAAGGAAAUCCCAGAUUGAUAGUGCACUACAUGUGGGAUGUGGGAAAUGUGAAAAUUUUGUGUUGGCUUGGUACCUCAAAAUGUGCGGUUGAUUGCAGCUGGGGAAGGACGUCACAGUUUUGAUAUAUGUACUUUGAAUUUCAUUUGCUCCUGCCGCUUUGAUUAGAAUUCAUUAGGGAUUUGUGUACAGAUCUCUUUUUUAAUAUUAGCUGCAGGUGUUGAAGAUGCUCAAGGCUGCAAAACCCCUAGGAUUAGUUGGUUUGCAUGACCCUUCUUUCCCCGGAGAUUCACUAUCUUUACAGGUUAUGAAAUUUGUUAAUGUACACAGUCAAGGGGCUGAAGCAAGUUGGAUGCUAAAUUUGUCUUCCAUAUCUCAGCCAAUUGAUACUUCUCCAAGUUGCCAUUUCCGUUCAUUUCUUCCUCAGAUUUGAACCUUCAUUGCAUUUGCUCGAUUUUGCUAAUGACAAACACUUGUUUUUAGAUAUAUCGUCACUUUGCUGCUCAUUUUUUAUCUUCCCCCUUCUAAACUUCGAUUGAAGAGUGGUGAUAACAUAAGACGUAGUCAUUACUUUGUCUUGUUCCAAAUUAUGGGGUCAGCCCGAGCAGCUAUGAUUCAUUUCCAGAAACUUUAGGAGGGUGUAUUCCCAAUUGGCAAGGGCCAAGAAAUAAAAGAAUCUGUGCUAAUAGGGUUUCUACUAAAAGCUUACUAUCUACCUAGAAAUGAAUGGGUGGUGAGCAACCAGCUUGGUUUAUAUUCGACUAAAAAUCUUCUGGUAGUUGGAGAUUUUCUUGUAGAACUUGAUUUUGUGAGAGAAAUGAUUAAGUUCCAAAUAAGGUCAAUUAUUUCUGAAGAUUUACCUUCUCAAGUUAUAAGGAUGUGAAAGUUUUAAGUGAUGAGUAAAAACUAUUCUCAGAGGAGAGACUUGGUGCAGAAAUGUGAUAGAGGUAGGCUUGUUGUUGUGGAUAACAACGCAGAAAAAUUUUGCAAUCAAUCACUCUUUCCCGUUUUGUUUUUUUUCUUUUCAUUAGAGAAUAUGUUUGAUUCUUUGAUAUAUUGCUUUUACCAUAGGUUGGGACGUCUAUGGUCGUCUCCAGUAUAGUUGGAUUUGGGUCCAGAACUUCAAGCAAUCAAGUUAUCAUGCAAUGCUAUUGCUUUCUAAUUCACUGCUGGAGGCUCUGGAGUUCCUCAGUGCUGCAUUAUUCUUGUUUUUGUGGGUUUCUUUUUGUAGUUCUACUUAUUUUGAUGAAUCCUUCGCUUGGAGUACUGCUGAUUGGAGCUGUUCAACCUUUCUUGGAUUAUUUUGUUGCUGAUUUCGACUGGUCUGCGGCAGUGUAGAAGAAAGCAUCAAUUUCUUGGAGUGCUUGCCUGGCUUGUUCAAGCCACUAGCUAUUUUUAAAAUAUUGGAAUCUUUGCUAAAUUUGUUAUUAUCUGCAGGUUUUUAGGCUUUGCACCAGCUUGUAAGAUAUCGUACGGUUUCAUCUGGAAAUGUCAUUUUCAAUGGAAGAAGUGGAAAUUAAGCAUUCUGGAGCUGAAGAGCUUAGCUAUCAGCAACAAAAUGAAAGCUGCGAAGCAUUUGAAGAAGAGGCGAGGGGAUCAUUCUCAUCACAGUCAGGUGGAAUUUGUGUGGAUAAACAAGAAUCAAAUGGUGCAGAAGCAACUGAAUUGCUGGACAAGGGGUUUAUGGAGUAUGGUUGCCCACAUUAUCGAAGAAGGUGCCGGAUUAGAGCUCCCUGUUGUGGUGAGAUAUUUGAUUGUCGUCACUGUCAUAAUGAGGCAAAGAACAAUAUCAAUGUUGACCAGAAGCUCAGACAUGAUCUCCCACGCCGUCAAAUCAGUAAGGUUAUUUGUUCGCUAUGUGGCACAGAACAAGAGGCUCAACAAGUUUGCAUCAACUGUGGUGUUUGUAUGGGAAAAUAUUUCUGCAACACCUGCAAACUUUUUGAUGAUGAUACAUCGAAGAGACAGUAUCAUUGUGAUGGUUGUGGGAUCUGUAGGAUUGGAGGGCAGGAGAACUUCUUCCAUUGCCACAAGUGUGGUUGCUGCUAUUCAAUUCUUCUGAAAAAUAGCCAUCCCUGUGUUGAAGGAGCGAUGCACCAUGACUGUCCCAUAUGCUUUGAGUUCUUGUUCGAAUCAAGACAGGAUGUAACUAUUCUGCCAUGCGGACAUACAAUUCACACAAAUUGUUUGAAGGAAAUGAGGGACCAUUUCCAAUAUGCCUGCCCUCUGUGCUCCAAAUCGGUUUGUGACAUGUCAAAGGUCUGGGAAAAAUUUGAUGAGGAGAUCGCAGCUGCGCCAAUGCCGGAAGAGUACCAUAACAAAAUUGUUUCGAUCCUUUGCAACGAUUGUGGGACAAAAUCUCUAGUUCGGUUUCAUGUCCUGGCUCAGAAAUGUCCGAAUUGCAAGUCAUACAAUACUAGGCAAACACGAGGCUGAAGUGGCUUAGAGUGGGAUGGUAGAAACCGACUUGGAUGGCAUAUUUUCCAAAUCGAUGCAUCAAGCAUUGAGUUCUGGUUAAGCUUCUGCAACGCGUAAUGGUACCGGUUGUGGCGCAUGGUUCCUUCGGGGGUUCGGUUUAGUGCUUGUUAUUUUCAAUUCUUUUGUAGAUGAUUCAAUCAAUAGCCAACAAAUAAACAUUUGCUUGUAUGGUCCUCUGUUUAGAUUUCCUACCUUAAUGUAGGAUAAGAUGGAUGUUUCAUCCUUUUAUAUUCUCUAGAAAAUGUAACUUUUUUCCUUGUCGUUAAGAGUAAAUACUUUUAUCGUACCCGGUGCCAGUUGAAUCCUUGUUUUAUUCGGCGCAGCUCCUUCAUAUACAAGCUCGCAAUAUACAUGUACUCAGUAACGGAGAUUUCAGUUUCAAAGACUGUAUCAAGACUUUUGACUUUGUGGUUUUAAGUCAUAAUUGAAAUCUUUUGGGUUUAGAAUGAAAUUAUAAAA
Gossypium arboreum is the source of this 3225-nucleotide messenger RNA. Its product is annotated as probable E3 ubiquitin-protein ligase RZFP34. Gene Ontology annotation, molecular function: ubiquitin protein ligase activity; zinc ion binding. The coding region runs from base 1777 to 2724 and encodes 315 amino acids. The transcript has 12 exons. Lineage: Eukaryota; Viridiplantae; Streptophyta; Magnoliopsida; Malvales; Malvaceae. Gene Ontology annotation, biological process: ubiquitin-dependent protein catabolic process; protein ubiquitination. Gene Ontology annotation, cellular component: nucleus. The record is from RefSeq and is a predicted model, not a curated record.